Messenger RNA from Prunus persica (peach), 3964 nucleotides. RefSeq lists its product as uncharacterized. The record is from RefSeq and is a predicted model, not a curated record. The coding region runs from base 1966 to 3834 and encodes 622 amino acids. Gene Ontology annotation, molecular function: protein binding. The transcript is spliced from 9 exons. NCBI's taxonomy places the organism in Eukaryota, Viridiplantae, Streptophyta, Magnoliopsida, Rosales, Rosaceae.
UGGUAGGCAAGUCCAACUAAAAAGGAAAAGUAUUGCUAAUAAUAAUAAUAAAAUAUAAGACUAAGAAAAUAUUUUUAGCCUUUUUCGAAGGAAUAUCAACUUCAUUGAUUUUUUAUUCUUUUUUAUAUAAAAUGGUGCUUUUUCUCUUUAUUUUAUUUUCUCCUAUCAUUUAGUUGUGGUUGUCAUCCAUUUGUGAUAUUGAUGUGUUAAGAUUUGGUCACUUUGGGAAGCUUGUUGUGGUUGGUACAGAAUUGAUGGAUUUGUACUAGACUUGGAACUAGUUCAUUGAUAUCAAUAAUGUUAUGAGUGAUACAAAAAGAGGAAUUGUGUUGAUAUCAGAUCCUCAAGCACACUGGCUUGAUAUUAAACCUAAACCCAGAGUAAUAAUACAUUGGCGUCUGAUCCAACUAUGUUGUGAGUGAUAAAAAAGAGAGGAAUUGUGUUGGUAUCAGAUCUUCGAGCACACUGGCUUGAUAUUACAGCUAAACCCAGAGUCAUAAUACAUUUGGCGUCUGAUCCAAGUCCCAACACCUGACUGCUUACUAGAUUGUAAAACAGUUGGUACCCAAGGGGAGAAGUCGAAUUAUCGGAGAAGGGAGAAAUUGGAUACUCUAUUUUGGUUAGAAAUUAGAAUGUCCAAAGAUUGUAGGGUUCGGCGGGCCCCCCUGUUUCAAAUCCAAGUCCAUGAAGCGGGAUUGGAGGAUUUCUGGGUAUCAAAAUAAGAAUUGGUUAGAAAUUUUUCUUAUAGAAAAAAUAGUUCCAUUGAUUUAGCAAUAUUAUGAAGAAAUAUACAAAAUAGGAACAAGAACAUGUGCUUUGUACAAAUAUGUAGCCCAUCGUUCUGUAUAUUUUUCUUCAUCUGUUAGCAAUAUUAUGAAGAAAUAUACAAAAUAGGAACAAGAACAUGUGCUUUGUACAAAUAUGUAGCCCAUCAUUCUGUAUAUAUUUUUCUUCAUCUGUCCUUUUUUUUUGGAAAAUUGAAAUAUAUAGUGGUGGUAGUGGUUGCUUUGCAAUGAUGUGCACUAAUAAAUGCAUAAAUAGGUUGCAUGUUGUUCUUUUAGUAUAUGUAUUUUACUAGAAUUGGAAUAGAAAGUGGCCUAAUAUUCUAUCUUCUUUUAGGAGAUUGAAUUACUAAUAAGAAAUUUAGCUGAUGAAAGUUCACAUAUUUACUAAUAAAUUAUUUUGCAGAGUAAGAUGAUAGGGUUUACUUUUUUGGUUUGUAUUUAUUGUGGAACUCACGUGUCUCAGUUGAGUGAUACUUGAAUUUGUUUUUCUAUCGCAUUUUAAAAUCUAAGAUCAGGUGGCAUCAGUUUAAAGAAAAUUUUCAGAUUUUUGCUUGGUGAUUAUAAUGAAAAUCAGUUCUUGAAAGAUGUGAUAGUAUCCUAUCUAAGAGAAGGCAAAGAUAGAGAGUAUGUAAGAGAAUAUGAUUUUGCAGUGGAUGAAUGAUGCACUUAAGUGGUCAUGUGGCCCACUGAUUAAAAGGUCCAGGGACAUACUUUAGUUCUAUGAAUUUUUUUUUCAAUUUGGCUAAACAAAAGUGUCGUUUAAAACAUUUUAGCAUGAAAUGAAAACAGGUUUUCAAAGAAUUUAACUGAAAUAUGAAAAUAUUUUCCAUUUCAGAAACAAAUAUUAUUGCUGAGAAAUGGUUAUGUGAGAUUUCACCCAAUUUCUAUUUCUCUUUACAUUUCUGUAUUGUUUGUCGCUUGAUUUUUGAAACUAAUUCUAUUUGUGGUGUCUCAUGGCAUUUCAGUUUCUCUUUUUUUUUUUCUGUCACUUUUAUUUUCCAAGAUUACAUAUAUUGUACAUGAAUAUCUAAUAGCUUUCCUGAACUUUCCAUGUUUCAUUGCUAAUAUUUAUCACUUGAUUUGUGGAACAGUAGGGGACAUUCAAUUGAGUUACGUUGUAUUGUAGAAGUUUGUAUCUCAUAGAGGUGAUUGUGGAAAAUAACAAAUAACAAUAGCAAUUAUGUGGAGUGGUGAACGUAGAAGGAGUGCACGAAUACUUGAACUGGAAGCAAAAAAGACUCAGAAUAUGGGCAAGGCGACAUGUGAUGCAGCCAGGGAUGUUGUUACUGAAGAUUCCGACCUGACGCAGAGAAGAAAAAAGGUUAAGAGUACACCCGUCCAGGAUCUGGUUGCAAAUACAGUUGAGUAUCAACUGAAAAAAGAGGCUGAUAAUUCGAGCAACGAAGACCAUUGUACAAAUGACGUUCCCUUGUCAUCUGGUACUGUGUUACCAGAAAGAAGGAAGCUGGAACUGCUGCUUGGUAUAUUGAAAAGGAGAGACUCACACAAUCUAUUUGCAGAGGCAGUAAAUCCAGAAGAGGUUAAAGACUACUAUGAUAUCAUUAAAGAGCCAAUGGAUUUCGGUACGAUUUCAGCAAAACUCAAUGGACAAAGCUACAGAACACUUGAAGAAUUCGAGCAUGAUGUGUUUUUGGUAUGGAACAACGCAAUGCAUUUCAACUUGUCAACAACCACCUAUUAUAGACAGGCUUGUGCUAUAAGAGACCUAGCAGAGCGGUUGUUUGAUGCUUUGAAAAAUGACCCUGAGAACUUUGAAAGUAGCCAUUCCAUGACAAGACUGCGAGCCAGUAAGAGGGCUAAGACUGAAGUGAACAUUCAGAAUAGUUCUCACAGGUCAACAAAUGGGAUGGCUUCAAAGGGCUGUAGAGGUGAAAGAAGUCCUGAGCAUUCUGAAGUAGAUCAACAUGAAACCUACAGGCCUCUGAAUACACUCCCCACUGCGAAUGAGUCAAUCAAGUCUACAGUCUAUUGCAGCUCAAAACAACUUGUGCAGACUAAACAGAAUAGUAUUGGAUACCAAGAAAGCUUGAUGCAGUUUGUUGGGCCAACAGCUCAAAUGGUUGCGGAGCACAAUUCCACAAAAGGUGCUGAAGAUCUUAAUCCUCACAAUGCAACUUCCAACUCUCAGUGCCGAGCUCCAUGUCAAAUUCUUAAUGUGGCAUCAUCUCAAAUGGUUGGGCCAACAGCUCAAAUGGUUGCCAAGCACAAUUUGGGAAAAGGUGCUGAAGAUCUUAAUCCUCGUAAUGUGACUUCAAACUUUCAGCAUCGAGCUCUAGGUCAAAUGCUUAACAUGGCAUCACCUCAAAUGGUUGGACCAACAGCUCAAAUGGUUGCUGAGAAGAAUUCAGACUUGAUUUGGCAGCAGUUCAAAAACAUUACCGAUCUUCAAACUGAAGAUCUUAAUCCUGAUAAUGCAACUUCAAACUUCCAGUGUCGAGCUUUAGGCCAAAUUCCUAAUGUGGCAUCAAUUAAUUCUUACCCCACCAAUCCCUUAUCUGGGAGUUCCUCCUCAAUGAACUCCUUAUUUGGAGAUGGUAAAGGCAAGAAUGUGUUGAUAGCUGAUGUGCAUGCCUCCGAUCUACGGGGGGAAAUUGAGAAGAUUCAUGGUCCAUGGCCAAUUUGGUCUGCAGCGCGGCUUCCCCAGUUUGUUUCCGGACUAAGUCAGAGUCCAGCCCUGGGCCCAAGUUAUCUUGGAGGUGGAGCACAUCAGUUUCAACCAGUGGCUGGUAGAGGAAGCACACACUAUGGAAUCAAUGUCGAGCAGGCAAGUCAAGGUUUGAAUUUGUUUAGGCCAACAGAGUUAGGGCCACAGCAACCUUUCUUCAACAAGCUAUUUGAGCAGCAGAGUCAGAAUACGUCAACCUCUGGAACCAGCAGAAGUGCUAUAGAGUUAUCAGACAUAGAUGAAUGGUUAAGUGUUGGUAAUCGUCGAGAUGGAUCAUCAAACACCCGAGCUCCUCCAGCAAGCUCUCAGGAGCAAGCUGCCACCACGGGAACCGAUAACUUCCCAUGGACUCUUCGCCUCUGAGGCAGGCUUUAUGAGUACUUUACAUGAAUAAACAUGCUUUCCGUAGUAUCGUAUGUUUCUUUCCUCAGAACAUGAGACCUUAUUGCUAUCCUUUGCUUUUAUGAACUAAUGGUGUGAUGAAGUUGCUUUU